AUGAAGUUCUCUCUCAUCGCAUUCACGGCCAUCGUGCCAUUGGCUUCCGCACACUUCAAGCUGAUGUAUCCCACCUCCCGUGGCUUCGAUGAAGAUACCAUGCCCAAUUUCCCCUGCGGUGGAAUGAGCCAGUCCUCUAAUCGCACCAAGCUACCACUGUCCGGUGGCUCAUUCCCCGUAGCUCUUGAGAUGCACCAUUCUCAGACUGCCGUCGAGAUCCUUCUUUCUCUGGGUAGCGAUCCGGGAGACAACUACAACAUUAUCCUCUCGCCAACUUUCCAGGUCAAAGGCCUUGGCGAGUUCUGUCUUCCUCACGUCGAGAUCAAUCAGAAGCUGAUCGGCCGUAAUCUCACCAACGGAAUGAACGCUACCCUCCAGGUACAGACCAACGGUGACCCAAGUGGUGGUCUCUAUGCUUGUGCCGACAUCCAAUUCUCCUCCGACGUCACAUACCAGACACCAUCUGCCUGUAGCAAUAACACCAAUCUCGUUGCCACCGCCUUCUCCGGUGCUUCUGCUGCGCGUAAUGCCAACGAGUCUACUGCUGAGGGUCAAGCACAGAGCGGAUCCUCAUCCACUUCCUCCACUUCCUCCACCUCCACCUCCACUUCCAAGGGUGCUGCUGUGCCGAUGCAAACUGCCGCUUGGGGAGUUAUUGGUGCUGUUCUCGUCGGUGGAAUUGCUGCACUGUAA
Molecule: messenger RNA, 693 nt
Organism: Penicillium expansum
Lineage: Eukaryota; Fungi; Ascomycota; Eurotiomycetes; Eurotiales; Aspergillaceae
Product: putative GPI anchored protein
Exons: 2
Coding region: 1-693 (230 amino acids)
Source: RefSeq, a predicted model, not a curated record